Fopius arisanus is the source of this 377-nucleotide messenger RNA. RefSeq names its product ribosomal protein L30 (gene RpL30). The record is from RefSeq and is a predicted model, not a curated record. NCBI's taxonomy places the organism in Eukaryota, Metazoa, Arthropoda, Insecta, Hymenoptera, Braconidae. Gene Ontology annotation, molecular function: RNA binding; structural constituent of ribosome. Gene Ontology annotation, cellular component: cytosolic large ribosomal subunit.
UGGCGCAGUGGAACUUCCGGUUUGCUCUCUAGACUCUUUCUUUCUACAUUCAACUUGAGACGGGUGUUAUACACAAAACCCAACGCAAUGGCUGCCCAGAAAAAACAGAAAAAGGCAAUGGAGAGCAUCAACUCCAGACUUGCUCUCGUCAUGAAGUCUGGAAAAUAUGUGCUGGGAUACAAGCAGACACUCAAGUCACUUCGUCAGGGAAAGGCCAAGCUCGUCAUCAUCGGGAAUAACACGCCUCCACUUAGGAAAUCUGAGAUUGAGUACUACGCCAUGCUGGCUAAGACUGGUGUCCACCACUACACUGGAAAUAAUAUUGAGCUGGGUACAGCCUGUGGAAAGUACUUCCGUGUCUGCACACUCUCGAUCAC